Messenger RNA from Fusarium musae, 942 nucleotides. RefSeq lists its product as uncharacterized. Gene Ontology annotation, biological process: DNA-templated transcription. The transcript has 3 exons. Gene Ontology annotation, molecular function: zinc ion binding; DNA binding. NCBI's taxonomy places the organism in Eukaryota, Fungi, Ascomycota, Sordariomycetes, Hypocreales, Nectriaceae. The record is from RefSeq and is a predicted model, not a curated record. The coding region runs from base 1 to 942 and encodes 313 amino acids.
AUGCUAAACGGAAAUAGUGUGAUGGCCAACGUCCUUCGUGCUCAACGUGUAAUACAGCUGGGGAGACCCCCAAGCAAACGUUACGUAGAGGCGCUCCAAGAGAGGAUCAGAACAUUGGAAGCACAAAUCGAACGUUUCCAAAGCAACGCUGCAACUCAGGACAGACUCGCAUCGAGCUUUGUUGAAGACACCUACAGCAAUUCGGAGGGUGAUUCCCUUCCUGACGAUUCUAGCUACAGAUCUCCAAUCAAGGAUAUAAGCGAUCGACUUGGAGCUCUCAACAUUGGCGAAGAUGGCCAGAUCCACUACUUCGGUUCUAGGAGUAACUUCUCACUACUGAAGAAUAGUCCUGCAGCAAGCUCGACUGUGUCAUCGCGUGAGCUGCAGAAACAGGCUGCAGAUACACUUGACCAACUUAAUCUUCGCGUUGAUAUAUCCGACGAAUUACGGAAUCAUCUCUUGGACCUCUUUUGGAGUUGGCAGAAUACAUGGCAGUAUCUCGUCGUCAAAGAAUUGUUCCUCGAAGAUCUGUACAUCACUCAUUCCGGCCGAUACGCCUCACCUUUAUUGCUUUCCUCUGUCUUGGCGCUUGCAGCUCGGUAUUCGGAUCGGAUCGAACUACGAACUGAUCCUCUUGACCAGAAUACGGCUGGCAACGCGUUGGCUGAGCAGGCCAAGAUGAUCUUGUUUUAUGAGAGCCAGGCGCCGAAAGUGACGACAGUGCAGGCGACAGCGUUGCUUGGGUUGCGAGAGAUAGCUACUGACAAGGAGGCUCUUGGAUGGAUGUAUUGCGGUAGGAGACGUGGUAUGGCAGCAAGAAUGGCCUUCAACCUUGGACUUCAUCUCGACCGAAGCCACUGGGUCGAUACAGGACACAUAACUAAGGAUGAAGCUGAAGUUGGAACUAUUGUUUGGUGGGGAUGCUAUGUUUUAGAUAAGUGA